Messenger RNA from Cynara cardunculus var. scolymus (artichoke), 4214 nucleotides. RefSeq names its product CSC1-like protein HYP1. Gene Ontology annotation, molecular function: calcium-activated cation channel activity. The record is from RefSeq and is a predicted model, not a curated record. Lineage: Eukaryota; Viridiplantae; Streptophyta; Magnoliopsida; Asterales; Asteraceae. Gene Ontology annotation, cellular component: plasma membrane. The transcript has 11 exons. Bases 1951 to 4170 code for a protein of 739 amino acids.
UUCAUUAACUUCCGUAAUAUUCAGUUGUUAAUCGUUAUUACUGUAUUAGGAUAUGCAUUGUUUGAUCUAAUUGCUGAAAUUUCAUUUCAAGUUCUUACUAGCAGUAGUUACAUGUUUGUUUUGGAAUUAGAUAUAUUAGGUAAUCAUUACUAGCUUAAGAAUCCUUCUUCGUUUCUCAUAUAUAUCGCCGAAAAUUAUCGUUAAUUCAGGUAAUAAUUUUAUUGACUUUCGAGAAUAUUUGGUUGUGCAGUCGUUGUUGCUGUAUUAGGAUAUACUUUUCCUGAUCUGAUUGCUAUAUUCGUUUGAAGUUCUUACUAGAUUUAAUCUACGGUUAUGGUUUAGGGUUUAAGUUUACUCUUCGCUUUAUUUACUAAACAAGAGAAGCUCUACUUUGAUUUUGAAUCUAGUAAUUUGAUAUGGAACGUUAACACCACCCUCUUUUACUAUUUGCGAUACAAUGAAUAAAGUUCAAUUUAGUUCGCGGGUGCUCCUUAAAUUUUAAAGUCCUUAUAUAUUUUAUGAUUGACGGUUAGCCUGUUCGACUACAAUAGACAGACUGCAGAUCUUUCGUUUUGAGAUAGAGGGAAACCCACUGUUAAUUUGUUGGUUUCAUGGGUUCAUAGCUCGUUAACAAUAUUUCUCAGUUUUGGACUUUAUGUUUGGGGAUUAUGUAUAUUUAGCUGAUAGAAGUAUUCCUGCUUGAGAAAUUUGCUUUAAUUUAGAUUGUUAACUGCUCUUGCUAUAUUCUGUGAUUAUGUUCAUUUAAAUUGACUGUUCUUGUUGUAUUAUGAUUGUUAAUUUUCGUUGCUCUUGUUAUAAUAUGUGCUGGGAAAGGUUUGUGGGAUGGUCAAUAGAUGAGCAUGUCAAAGAGCCUUAUAGAGAGCCCUAUGAUAUGAAUUAACCCCUCAUUUUCUUAGUUAUUUUUGUUCGCAUGUAUGAUGGUAGAAAUAUUUAGUUAGGAUAUGUGGAACCUCUUUGAGUUCUCUCUAAAAGAGCCUUAUAGAGAGAGGGGAGGUUUCUACAUAUAUACAUGUUUGAUGGUCCUAUGUGUGACUCCGACACGCCCCCUCAAAUGGAGGUUAGCUGGUGGCUCCUAUAAGGGAUGUGAAAGAGCGUUUCGAGUCCCUAAAUGUCGUAGACCCCGGCUCUGAUACCAAGUUAGGAUAUGUGGAAUCCUUUGAAUUAUCUCUAAAAGAGUUUUUAUAAAGAGAGGGGAGGUUCCCAGGUAUAUACAAGUUUGAUGGUCCAUGUCUAGAUAGUGUGGGACUCCAACAACUUUGUUUUCAUUUUCUUUUGUCUAAAGAUUACUUUCUUAUUUAAUUAUAUGAUACUGAAGGGAUGUUGGAAAAUUGAUAUAUGAGAGACAUAAUAUCAAGUCAAUCUGGAUCAACCUUUAGGUGUAGAAAAAGGAUUUACUCUUGAGUAUCUAUGUUUGGGCGACCCUAGGAGAUCCGGAAAGAUACUCCUUUCUGAUGGUCAUGGGUACUAUCUUUGGGAGCAGCCACUUUGCAUAAUACAAGAGAAAUGCUAGGCACCUAUACACUCCCUAGUCUUUCAUACCACCUUCAUAUGCUGGUUCAUCCUCUAUCUAUGUUGCAAAUGUUUGGGUUUAUUAGAAUGUUCAUCGAAGUUCACUAUAGUGUGUAUAUUCCACUGCUAUAUUCCAAAUGUUCUGAUGUUUUUCUGUGUAUGCCCUUGUGGCAUUCCUUGUUAAGGGAUAGCAAAAAGUCCCAUCUUAUCAAUGCGUUCUCAGCCUUGUUUUUUGCCACUAGCUUUUCCCAAGUUCGCUUUUAUUGUUCCUAUAAAAGAUAAAUAGUACUUUACCAGUCACAUAAUUUAUAAUUCUAUGAUCCAUAAUUGAAUUUCUGAUGUUUUCUUGUAGCAAAUGUUUGGGAAUAUUGAGAUCCAGUGACAGUUUGGAGUAACUGCAGAUUUUCAGCAUUUUAAAGGAUGAUUCUUUCUGCUCUUUUGACUUCCGUUGGAAUAAAUCUUGGUUUAUGUUUCCUAUUCUUCACUCUAUACUCCAUAUUGAGGAAGCAACCAGGUAAUGCAGAUGUUUAUGCACCACGCUUGGUUGCCGAAGGAAAAUCUGACCAGAGAAACGAUUUCAACUUGGAAAGGUUACUGCCUUCUACCAGUUGGGUUAAGAGGUCAUGGAAUCCCUCCGAACAAGAACUUCUCGUGCGUGCGGGUUUAGAUGGUGUCGUCUUUAUGCGCAUUAUUAUCUUCAGUUUGAAAGUAUUUGCUUUUGCUGGGGUACUUGGCCUUUGUGUUCUUCUACCAAUCAAUUAUAUGGGAAGUCAGAUCGUGAUUGAUUUUUCUGACAUCACAAACAUGUCUCUUGAAUCAUUCAUGAUUUCAAAUGUCAAUGAUGGUUCGAAAAGGUUAUGGGUUCACUUCAGUGCGGUAUAUGUCUUCACUGCAUUUGUCUGCUAUCUUCUUUAUGUUGAGUAUAGUUAUAUCUCUGCGAAAAGGCUUGCCUUCUUCUACUCAUCCAAGCCAAAGCCGGAUCAAUUUACUGUAUUGGUUCGGGGUACCCCAAAAUCGUCCACAGACAGCUUUAGUGGAAGUGUUGAGAAAUUUUUCACAGAGUAUUAUCCAACACUAUAUCUGUCACAUUACAUGGUGUAUCACACUACAAAGAUUCAGAAGCUAAUUAGUGAUGCUGAGAAGGUGCAUAGAAAGCUUGCUCUUCUGAAGUCGACACAGCCAACUUCAAAAAGGUUUGGACGUGUUGGAUUUUUGGGGAUUUUUGGUCCCAAAGUUGAUCUCUUGGAGUAUUAUGAAAAGAAGUUAGAAGAGCUAGAAGAUAAUGUGAGGAUGCAACAGUCAUUACUUAGUGGGAAGGAAACUUCUGCUGCUUUUGUAUCUUUCAAGUCACGGCUUGGUGCUGCAAUAGCUUUACACAUCCAACAAGGAGAAAAUCCUACAGAGUGGCUAACCGAGCAGGCUCCAGAGCCCCAGGAUAUAUACUGGCCCUUCUUUUCUGCGUCAUUCAUAAGUAUAUGGAUUGGGAAUGUCGUGGUGGUUGUUGCAUGUAUUGCUCUUACACUUUUGUUCUUCGUACCUGUAAUCCUAGUGCAGAGUCUCACUCAUUUGGACCAACUGGAGACCUGGUUCCCUUUUCUGAAAGGUGUACUGCAAAUAACGUUCGUAAGUCAGGUCAUCACAGGAUAUCUCCCUAGUCUGAUUCUCAAGCUGUUUUUGUAUUUUGUGCCACCUGUCAUGACAAUGUUAUCCUGUCUCCAAGGCUAUGUUGCACACAGUCAGAUAGAGAAAAGUGCAUCUAACAAGAUGCUAUGGUUCACCAUAUGGAACGUAUUCUUCGUAACCUCUUUGUCGGGAUCAGUUUUAUAUCAGGUCCAUAUGUUUUGGGAGCCUAAGGAAAUACCAAAUAUAUUAGCAGUUGCCGUUCCAGCACAGGCUACAUUCUUCAUCACAUAUGUCGUGACAUCUGGCUGGACCAGUACAGCUUCAGAGCUUUUUCGCUUGAUGCCCCUCAUUUCCAGUUUCACGAGAAGAAAUAUACUCACAAAAACUGGUGAACAAUUUGAAGUGCCUUCAGUUCCUUACAGCAGUGAGCUCCCCAACAUUCUCUUAUUUGGACUUCUGGGCAUUACCUACUUUUUCCUGUCGCCCUUAAUUCUGCCGUUUCUAUUGGUUUACUACUGUCUGGCAUACAUAAUUUAUCGUCACCAGUUGCUCGAUGUCUAUUCACCGAAAUUUGAGACUGCAGGAAUGUUUUGGCCGAUUGUGCACAAUUCAACAGUUUUUUCGUUGGUAUUGAUGCACUUAAUUGCUGUGGGGAUAUUUGGUCUGAAGAAAAUUCCCCUGGCUGCCAGUUUGACUAUUCCACUCCCCAUCAUCACUCUUCUGUUUAACGGCUACUGCCGAAAGCGAUUCCUACCAGUUUUCAAGGGCUAUCCUGCUGAGCGGCCUUUUAUAAGUGGACAAAAACUUACGAGUGUCGAGUGGGCACUAGACGGGUAUAGAUUUUCCCAAAGCGUUCGAGUUUCUAGAGUGGUAGACCUUCAAGUAAGUCGAAUCGAACAGAAUGACAAAGCUAUAUUGACUUGCAUCUCCUGCAGUGAAAGUGAUCCUUGCAUCGGGUUUGGUCGUUGCAGCUCUUCAAAAGAUGUCAUAUUGCCCCCUGGCUUUGUAGUCUCUUAGAUUAUUCAUCAAUGGUGACAUGAGCUAUAGAUGGAGUCCUUCAG